This is a messenger RNA of Hemicordylus capensis (graceful crag lizard), 2795 nucleotides long. It is a transcript of the gene FAM161B, whose product is annotated as FAM161 centrosomal protein B. Gene Ontology annotation, biological process: cilium organization. NCBI's taxonomy places the organism in Eukaryota, Metazoa, Chordata, Lepidosauria, Squamata, Cordylidae. The record is from RefSeq and is a predicted model, not a curated record. Gene Ontology annotation, cellular component: cilium. The coding region runs from base 413 to 2032 and encodes 539 amino acids. The transcript is spliced from 9 exons.
CUCAUGCCGAACAAUCAUUGGUCCCUGCGUAAGAGACAACAAAAGAGGCGGAUGCCUAUUGGCGGAGUCCCCAGGGCAUGGCAAACUUGUAAUGCUUGGUAGUAGGAGGUGAGCUGUGGGUGCCGAACCGAGAUGACGGUGGUGGAAUCCCAGGGAGCCUCGGGGGGGGGCCGAAGCGGAGCUCCCAGCGGAGGAGUCUAGACGGGCAUUUCCGGUUAAAGUGCAGUCCGAUUCAGAAUCGGAAGAAGCAGCACAGGGUAAAGGUGUUGCUCUGGCCGACAGAGGUGAGCUGCUGGGCUUUCUCCAGCCUGGUGAUGAGAUAGUCUCUGCCUCAAGUUCAGAAGAGAGAUUUUAUGACUCAUUGAAGGCCCUCAAAAAGAAAAACCAGCAAUGUUUGUUAGAACUUGGUCUGAUGUACCAGAUAAAGCUGGAGAACAAGCAGAAACCACCCAAGGAAGAUGAGGAACUGGAAGACUUUUUUCAGGACAAUGGACGAUUGACGUUGCCAGCAAAGUUCUAUGAAGCUUUGAGAUCUGGUAACAUUAAAGAAUUCAACUCUUUGACUGAUCUCACUGGGAAUAACUCAAAAGAUGAACAAAACCACUGUUCAUUUCCUCAGUCCUGUUCAAGACUAAAGAGCACUUCAGCUGCAUGGAUCUCCUCUAUUACCAUCCCACAACCCUUCAGGAUGACACUUCGAGAAGCUCAUAAGAAGUCUCAGUUGUUAAAAUCGAAUGUAUUGCUUGAAGCUGAGACAACCACAUAUAAAAGGCAAAGCCAAGAAGAAGCCGAAUGCCAGAAACAGUUCAGGGCACAACCUGUGCCUGCUCACGUCUAUCUGCCACUCUAUCAGGAAAUAAUGGAAAAGAAUGAAAUUCGCAGGCAAGUGGAAACACAGAAGAGAAGGGAACUUCUUCUUUCAAUGCAAAAACCCUUCAGCUUCCAGGAAAAAGAAGAAAAAAGAAAGGAAACAAUCAGACAGAAGAUUCUGGAAAUGCUAGCUCCAGUUGAGAAAUCAGUAUCAAAAGUCAGGAAGAAGAUCCCCAAAUCCAUCUAUGAACCAGUGUUUGGGGAUAAACUCAAAGAAGCUGAAUUAUUCAGGAAAAUCCGUAUUCAGAUGAGAGCCAAGGACUUACUGGAAAGCUCCUGUGCUCCUAUUGAGCUUGGCAAAAGACAAAGAGAGAAAGAAUCUCGAAUUGCUUCCAGAAACAGAGAGGAAAAACUCAGCUUUCUGCAGGACAACUUUAGUUUUAAACCAAGAAUUAACACAUCUGUGCCUGAUUUUGAAGGACUCUACUGGGCAUUUCAGAGAGAAGCAUUAUGUAAACGGGAAAUCAAAGAAGCAACUCAUAGUAAACCAUUCAGAUUGAGAACAUCUAAUCUUCGCUGCAAACAUCAGGUGCCUAAUAAGAUGAUGGAUUUUCAGCAGCCUUCUAAGACACCAAUACAAAGGAGUCGUUCUUUGACUUGCCUCUCAUCCCUCUCCUCCAACACACUUCCAGUUCAUAUCACAGAUGCAGCGAGAAAGAGGGAGUCUGCUAUUAAACGUCUCCAAGAAGAUAAAACAUACAGAGAGAACGAAGGACUUCGCUGGGCAGAGCUACAGAGAAAGAAAAGUCAGGCUAUGCUUUGGUCUGUGAAUUGUCGAGCAAAAGCAAUGGACCCACAUACAAGUUUGAAGGAGACACACAAAGAAAAGCUGAAACAACACUGGCAGAAUGACCGAAAAAGAACAAAGGAGUAUAAAAAAGAACUAGAAGAGAUGAAGAUGAGAGUGAAAAACAGACCAUAUCUAUUUGAACAGGUCACAAAGCAUGGUGCCCGUCAGGAAGCACAGAGGCUCUUUCGAGACACCUUACAGCAGUUUGGGCUGAAUGAAGAAUUUGUAAGAAACAAAGGAAGAGAAGCCAUUGACUUAGCAGAAAAGGAGCACUCUGAAUCGCAAAGAGUUUGUAAGUCCCUGAGGGAUACUGAUUCUGGCACCAUACAACAGCCAUCUCAAGAAGGGCAGAUAAUUAACCUAGGAACCUAGAGGAAGCCUCCAUGUCCCUACAACUCAUUCUUUUAAUCAAAUGUAACUACUUUAGGAUUGGGCAACUUCAGCAUGAAAAAAUGUAGAUUAAAAAGUUAGCUUUAUCAAAACAUGUGAUCAUGGGGUAGACAAUAGCUAAUGAACGUUGCACGUCUUUUGGCAACUUCAGAAGUGAGAUCUCUUAGGUAAAGUGUGCCGUCUUGUUGGUGUCAACUCCUGGUGUCCAAAGUAGGACUAUGAAGGUAGAGGUAUGCUGCGUAUGUGUAUCAUACUUGGUGUAGCCCCUGGAAUCCGUAGUCAGCUUAGGUCUUACAGAUCAAUCAUGCUGAUGGCAACUAUGCAAACUUGGGGGUCCUGCUUCUUGCACUAUCUCAAAUGUUAAUAAAAGUCAAUGAUGCCAUUCACACAAUCAUAUGGGGGUGGUUUGAGGCAGAGAAAACUCCUACCCUGUUCCUGACAGAUGAGCAGAGCCUCUGUUUGGCUCUGCAAACCCCACAUCCAGACAAAUAUGGCAGCCACAAUUUCCACUGUGGAAUAGGAGUUGGGUCAAUGAGAGUUUUUCCUACUUCAGGGUGUCUUGGCUGCCACCACUCAGAUCUAAUCUGGCAGGAUCUGAGAUCAGAAGUUCAUUUCUUCCCACUCUUGUCUGUGUAGUAGCGUAGGGGUCUCUCUUGGUGACAUGAUAGGAAAAUAAAAUGUACUUAUUCCUUGAAACUAUAACAAUAAUAAACACCUGCUCUUAAGCAUGAUGACUACAAAGUUA